Messenger RNA from Raphanus sativus (radish), 509 nucleotides. RefSeq lists its product as uncharacterized. The record is from RefSeq and is a predicted model, not a curated record. NCBI's taxonomy places the organism in Eukaryota, Viridiplantae, Streptophyta, Magnoliopsida, Brassicales, Brassicaceae. The transcript has 4 exons. Bases 39 to 509 code for a protein of 156 amino acids.
ACCGAUCCGGGAACGGGAUCAGCGGAUGGAUCAACAGUAUGAUGUACUCGUCCCUCGACAAUGGACAUCCGACUUUCACCGACUUCCCUCUCGAGAAGCAGCAUAUGUGGUUUCAACAGUUUGCGCAACAAUUCAACUGGAAUGCCGAUGAUACGUUGUUUAUCUAUUACCACUUCGUCCAUAAAGUUAUGGACAACUAUGGGAAGCAGAUGCACUCGUGGAAGAAGAAGUGGGAAAUAAACAAGGUUCCAAAGGGGAUGGACCCGACGGUCUGGCGGGAGUUGGGUGUGCAUUGGAGUAAGAACGAAGUGAGAGCAACUUCUUCCACCAACUCCACCAACCGCAAGAGCGACCGUAAGGGGAAGGGCAUGUACAUCCAUAACUUGGGUGCUCAAUCUUUAGCCAGUCUUGGGGAUCGUGUUUUCCCGCGGUAUAAUCCUCGGUAUAUACCGAGGGAAUUGUUCCUCAAUAUAUACCGAGGACCUCUUCGACGAAGGACAAUCCUCUAA